Molecule: messenger RNA, 861 nt
Organism: Spodoptera littoralis (African cotton leafworm)
Lineage: Eukaryota; Metazoa; Arthropoda; Insecta; Lepidoptera; Noctuidae
Source: the annotation of a GenBank genome assembly
AUGUCAGCCCAAAGAAAACGUGGUUGUAAUUACACAAAUGAAGAAACUGCAAAACUCCUGGAGCUUGUGGAACAGCAUCGCACUUCAAUAGAAGAUAAAAGGACGGGUGCCAUUUACUUACGCCAAAAACAAGAAGCGUGGGAUAAAAUUUGCCUUGCGUACAACGCUGUGGCAACAAAUGGUGUGCGUACUGUCGGACAACUUCGAGUUAUGUACGACAAUAAAAAACAAAAGGCCAGAAAAGCCCUUGCUUUACACAACAAAAAUGAAUAUAUUAAAAACAAUGUUGUGUUAUCGUCAUACAACAUUUCUGAGACAGAAUUUAAAGAUGCAAUCCAACAUGAAACAAACGAUAAGGGACAGUGUAGUAAAACUGGUGGUGGUAGUUGGUGCCCCUCAGUUACAGAAAGUGACCAGAAAAUUUUGGAACUCUUGAAAGAUCAGGUCACUCCAUUACACAAUGAGUUUGAUAGUGCUGCUACAUUUUUUGGAGACACAAUCAAUAUCAUGGGCAGUGAAGACCACACUCAAAAUGUUGUUAUUAUUGAUAACGGUGUGCUGUCAGGUAGACACGAAGCUGAUCUCUCAUCGAAAAUGAAUGCAACACCAAAAUGUGGAAAGACUCCAAAAAUAGUGAAAAGAAGACAAAAUGCAACUACACCUCACCGUCCCAAAAGAAAUGGACAAGUAAAUUAUAAAGUUCUCUACUUCAAAAGAAAGAGCCAAAAUGCAUAUUUGGAGAGAAGGCGCUUACAUCAAGAAAUCAGACUGCGACAAAAAGAACAUAGCUUGUUGUUGAAGGAACAUCAAAUAAGGCUUCAACAUAUGGAAGAAGAACACAAAAUGAAGAUGAAUAAAUAG